Brassica napus (rape) is the source of this 3970-nucleotide messenger RNA. RefSeq lists its product as uncharacterized. Bases 22 to 1317 code for a protein of 431 amino acids. Lineage: Eukaryota; Viridiplantae; Streptophyta; Magnoliopsida; Brassicales; Brassicaceae. The transcript has a single exon. The record is from RefSeq and is a predicted model, not a curated record.
UUUAUCUUACAAAAAAUAUCAAUGGAUCCAUCAGAGUUUCCAUUUGAUAUUGAAGUGUACAAAAAACAGUGUGAGCUUGAAGAGAGGUAUAUCGUACACCGGUUUAGAGAGCGCCAAAAAAAACCCGAGGAAGACCAUGCAUCUCGUAGCAAGAGAAAAUACUUCAAGAGAGAUCAUGUAGCAGCGAAUCAAAGGCUGAUUGAUGACUACUUUGCCGAUCAACCUACAUAUGAUGAGCAAAUGUUUCGUUGGCGAUUCCGGAUGCGAAAACAUGUUUUUCUUCGUAUUGUUGGAGACCUAUCAAGCAGUGACAACUAUUUCACCCAACGAGUUGACGCAGCAAAUAAGGAAGGUAUUUCUCCAUUAGCAAAAUGUACUACUGCCAUGCGAAUGUUAGCGUAUGGUGUUGCUGCCGAUGCGAUUGACGAAUAUAUCAAAAUAGGAGCUACUACAGCAUUGGAGUGCUUGCGUCGAUUUUGUAAAGGAAUCAUACGGUUGUACGAGCAAGAGUAUCUCAGAGCUCCAACUCAAGAUGACUUGCAAAAAAUUUUGCAUGUCAGUGAGAUGAGGGGGUUUCCAGGGAUGAUCGGGAGUAUCGAUUGCAUGCAUUGGGAAUGGAAAAACUAUCCAACAGCAUGGGAAGGUCAAUUUACUCGUGGAGAUAAGGGAACCACCACAGUUAUACUUGAAGCAGUUGCAUCUCAUGAUCUAUGGAUUUGGCAUGCAUUUUUUGGAUGUCCGGGAACAUUAAACGAUAUAAAUGUUCUAGAUCGUUCGCCGGUGUUUGAUGAUGUUGAACAAGCUAAUACUCCAAGAGUUAAUUUUUUUGUAAACCAACGUCCAUAUGAUAUGGCAUACUAUCUAGCUGUUGGUAUAUAUCCUUCUUAUCCAACUUUCGUCAAAUCAAUCAGACUUCCUCAAAGUGAACCAGACAAGUUAUUUGCAAAAUAUCAAGAAGGAUAUCGGAAGGACAUCGAGCGUGCAUUUGGAGUGUUACAGGCUCGAUUUAAAAUCAUUCGUGAACCAGCUCGCAUGUGGGAGAUAUCAGAUCUCGCUAUCAUCAUGCGGUCAUGUAUCAUAUUGCAUAAUAUGAUUGUUGAGGAUGAACGAGAUACAUAUGCUCAGAAUUGGACUGAUUAUGAUCAAUCAGAGGCAAGUGGUUCGAGUACACCACAACCAUUUUCUACAGAGGUGCUACCAGCAUAUGCAAAUCAUGUGCGUGCUAGAUCUGAAUUAUGUGAUUCUAAUAUACAUCAUGAAUUGCAAUCAGAUCUAAUCAAACACAUAUGGGCAAAAUUUGGAAUGCUUCAUGGUUAAAAUAAUUUAAAUUUUAUGUGUGUUUGAAAAGUUUUAUUGUUUGCGCUUUAAGAGUUUAUUGUACUAAUUAAGUUAUCUAUUUUUAUUUUGUGUGUGUUGUAUCAUGUAUGUUUAAAAUUUCUUAAUAAUAUGUGUUUGUAUCGUGUGUAUUUAAAGUUUCUUAAUUUUAAUUGUUUUAAUAAUAUUAAUUUUUGUAUUUUUGAAAAUAAAAUUAGGUAAAUAUCUAACUUAGAGAUGAAUAUAUUCUUAAUUUUAAUUAUUUUAUUAUUUAUUUUGUAUGAUUUAAAAGACAGCUAAAUAUAAUAAUUUAAAAUAAAUAUUACUAAAGGUUAUGUUAUUUUAGUUUUAAAUUAAUUAUUAAUAUGUAAUUAUUAUAUUGUAAGAAAAAUAAAAUAAUCUGAAUAAAAAGUUGUGGGGUAGGGUGUUGAUAAUUUUAAAACAAACCAUUGUAGAUGUUUAAAAUGAAGUGGGUGUUAAAUAAAUGAGGUGGAAGAAAGAGAAGAUGAUGUGAAAUGUUAAAAGGGGAAAAUAAGGGUGUUGAAAGUGAAGAGGGUGUUGAAACCAUUGUACAUGGUCUUAAUGGAAAGAAACUAUCCGACUGGUGACCAUUUCGAAAAUAAGAGGAACGAAUACGAAAAGAACGUAAAGGAAUAAAAUUGCAGGAACGAAAAUGAAUGGUUGUUCCAUUUCAAAUUUGACAAAGAAUAAAGAAUGGUGGGAAAUGAGAAGGAAAAAUUAUUCCUUAUGAAUGGUGAUUUCUUUUAGGAACAUUAUGAAAUGCAUUAUUCCUUGUCGUUACUUGGUCACCAUUCAUACUCAUAUGAUAUACAAUGGGCAUUUACAACAUGUUUUUAUAUGUGCAUUUUUGACUUUUUGUUCUUUCAAAUUUCAAGCAUGGAGCAUUUUUUUCUAGGUUACUCGGGUAACACAUGUCUAAGUGCCUACCAUUCCAUACAUUGUCGGCGAGGAUGGCGUUAACGGCGUCUGUAGGAUGAAACUGGUCCCACCAUAGAUAUCCCGCGGCGUCGGAGCAAGCCAUCUCAGGCGAGAUGCACGGAAGCUAUCCCUUGUACGGUUGUACCUCCCUAGCCCACAACAAGCCUCCGUCGUCUCUUUAAAACCUGACCACAAACACGCACACGACUAAGAUUAAACUACAUUUUGAGAAGCCUCUUUCACAUUUAGAGAGUUCCAACAUGAUCAGCAAGCUCCAUAUAGGCUACGGAUACUCCGUUCUAUAUAUAUGGAAGCUUCUCAAGUGGAUUAUAAUGAUAUUUUGUUAGCAAUCAAAGUUUUUUUCUGAAUUAAGAAUUGAGAUGGAAGUGUUGUCUUUGUUGCUUACCAUAGAGUUGGUGGUUCUUGAGGCUAUCCAUAGCGGUUUCAAACACGUCAUACGCCUCGAAGCUCAUGGUUAAGCUGAUCGACAGUGUAUCUAUCUAAUGACGAAGUUGGACUCAAUGAUCAUGCUGUUCACAUCUUCUGCUCACUCUCAAUUAUGGCUUAUGUAUUUCUGCAAGUAGUACGGUGCACAUUCAAUGGGUGGCAACCCCAUCACCACCAUCCUUCUCACUUUAACAUUGUACAAGGUCUGUGAAACAAACAUAAUACUUGUCUUAUUCGUGGUGAUCAAAUGAUGAUAUAAUACUCAAUGAUGAAGAAAACAUAUAUAGCUCAGUGAUAUUUAGGGGCAUCAAUAGGCAGCCUAAAGAGCUUUCAGAUAGCAUUCAGAGAUCCAAAAUAGAACAAGGGUUUAGGUUUGGUCUUUAUAUAUAGGCGACUUGUUGUGUAAUAAUCAGUAUAAAAGCAUUCAUUUUUUAUGCACUUGGAAUCAUACUUGUUUAUCCCUGUGUACUACUACUACCACCAAGAGCAGAUAUAUAAAAACAUAGAAAUGAGCUCUAACCUUGAGCUCCUGUUUCAUAUUAAAAGCCAAGAACUGAUUAAAAAGCCAGGGAGAGUAGAGAGUCUGGAGAUAUUUCUUAAAAUGGAUGUAAUCAUCAUUCACUCCAAUGGAUAAAUAGAAAACCGAUUUCAGAGACCAGACGAUUCGAAGCUUCCUCCCCAACGCUCAGUCUCAUCUGCUGGAACGUAUCAACAAACUGCUCAACCUAGCUACAUACUGCUCCUCCUCAGAUGGUACUCAGAAAAACGAACUAAAACAAGAGUCGUACCAGUUCAGAUCCACUAGACAAGAUGAUACCAGCACCAGCUGAUGCAAAGUGAUGAUCGGUGUGAUCGUCAUUCUCUAACGAGAGAGAGAGAGAGAGAGAGCGGGAAAACGCGAGUGGCUUUGCAAGCUUUACAGAGGUCCAAAAUGUUAUAAAUCAGCUUACAAAGUUGACAAACUGAACCGGCUAAACCGGAACGAAAAGUUUAAAUUCCGGUUAGAAAGAUCAAGUUUUGGUUUAACAUACAUUCCGGUUAGAAAUAUCAAGUUUUGGUCUCUCAAAUAUCUGAUCAUCUCUCUCCACCAUUGGUGGUGAAUCUCAUGAGCUUCUUUAAAAUUCCAUCAAGUUUUUUUUCAAUCUGUUUCAAUACAAUGAUUACAGAGUGAAAAGAACGAAGAGAAGUGGUUCUCUCGUCCUCUCUAAGUAGUCUCCUCUUGCAAAUGCAAAACAUUCACCAACACAGGAUGAGCAUCUUCUGCAACUUC